AUGUCCGACCACGAAGAUACCUUCAACACUGGCUACAGUACGCCUGUUCCAGAACUCGACGAUCACCGACACCAGUCUCACUCUAAACAAAAGCCGAGAUCUCGCCGUGGUACUGCUGAGACCAUGCAUAGUGUUAAUCCCCAGAGCCCUGACUUGUCCAUGGUCAAUCAUAGCCUCCUUCAGGUCACGGCUCGAGACUUCGAAGAGGCUCUCGUCGACGAGGAAGCUGGAGGUGUUUCUCCUCUCCACGGCCGAGCAGGUGCUCAUGACAGGAGCCGCCGAGGAACCGUAACCACUAUUGAUCCUAGAUCAGAGUCGCCACCGAACUCAGUCAAAGCCUUUGCUGAUGCCCGGCGCCGCGAGCGUGAGCCUUCAACAUGUGAAUCCCAUGCGCCAAGACCUCGCGCAGAGACUCUUGUUAGUGCAGAGCAUGUGCUCCAUCGAACCCAUUCUGCUUCUGGCGGUAGCAUGCGAAGCCAUCGGAGCCUUCGAAGCAGACGCUAUACAAAUGACAAUGACGCUCAGAGUUUCGCAGAGUCCGUCAAGUCUGAAGCCGAAGAAGAUGUCUGUUUUCCUCUGCAUACAACUGGGAAUAAGGAUAGUCUCCAGAUUGAUUUCGAGGAACUGGAGGAGUUCAUUGCCGAGGAAGAGAACCGUGAAAGAACGCCACCCAAAGGUCAGCCUCAAGCCCGUAUUUUCCAUGAUCUUCGAGCUUCCUCAAAAGUUGGUGGUCAUCAAACUGUAAUAAUGGCCAAUGGCGAUAUGGUUGAGGUCCCCUCACUCGAGACUCCGUCCAUGGAUGAGAAACAUGCCGAAAACUCAAGCCUUGCUGAGUCAAUCAAGCAACAGCAAGGUCUCGAUGUCAAUCGCUUUGAGUUCUUCUCUUCCCAGCAAGAGUCCACCAUUCAUGCAGCCGAAUUCGGCGAUCUUAUCCUACCAGGGGAAGAUCUCCGCACUCUGUUCUCGCUCCCUCAGGGAGAAAGAGGAGAGGAAGGUGAGGGUGUCUGGUGGUUGAACAUGAACAACCCUACAGAAGAAGAAAUCCGAGCGAUCUGCAAGGCAUUCGGUGUCCACCCGCUUACUAUUGAGGAUAUUGGCACCCAGGAGGCUCGUGAGAAGAUUGAGCUUUUCUCCUCCUACUACUUCGCGUGUUUCCGAUCUUUCAAUGUGGUAGAAGUCGACGAUGGACAAGAAUAUGAGCCUCACAAUAUCUACGUGGUUGUGUUUCGUGAGGGUACCUUGAGCUUCAGCUUCUCUCAAAAUACUCAUGCUGCUCGUGUUCGGAAGAGGAUCACGGCACUGAAGGAUUAUGUUGCUCUGAGUAGUGACUGGAUUUGCUAUGCGUUGAUUGAUGAUAUUGUUGAUUCUUUCGCACCCAUUAUUCACAUGCUUGAUCACGAGACAGACUCAAUUGAAGAUGCAGUAUUCGUCUCCCGAGACAACGAUAUGUAUACAUUCCUAAGAAAGAUUGGAAUGGUUCGCAAGAACGUCAUGGGUCUUAUGAAGCUUCUCGGUGGCAAAGCAGAUGUUCUCAGGGGCUUCACCAAGCGCUGCAAUGCGAAUUACAAGGUCACUCCUCGCAUGGACAUUGGACUCUAUCUAGGCGAUAUCCAGGAUCACGUCGUUACAAUGAUGACGAGUUUGGGACACUUUGAAAAGAUGCUUUCUCGAUCCCAUAGCAAUUACCUCGCCCAGCUUUCAAUCGACAACCUCACCCAAGGAAACAGAGCCAAUAAAGUUCUCAGUCAGAUCACUCUGAUCGCAUCUGUUCUUGUUCCUCUCAACCUAGUCUGCGGUUUGUUCGGCAUGAACGUUGCUGUUCCAUGGAAGAACUCGGACAGUCUUGGCCCGUUCUUCGGAAUCCUCGGCUUCUUGGCUCUUUUCUCGGCCGUCUCUUUGCUUCUUGCAAGACGUAUGAGAUAUAUCUAG
Messenger RNA from Lachnellula hyalina, 1929 nucleotides. It is a transcript of the gene pi066, whose product is annotated as putative metal ion transporter. Gene Ontology annotation, molecular function: magnesium ion transmembrane transporter activity. The record is from RefSeq and is a predicted model, not a curated record. Bases 1 to 1929 code for a protein of 642 amino acids. The transcript is spliced from 2 exons. Gene Ontology annotation, biological process: intracellular magnesium ion homeostasis; magnesium ion transmembrane transport. Gene Ontology annotation, cellular component: plasma membrane. NCBI's taxonomy places the organism in Eukaryota, Fungi, Ascomycota, Leotiomycetes, Helotiales, Lachnaceae.